Messenger RNA from Monodelphis domestica (gray short-tailed opossum), 927 nucleotides. It is a transcript of the gene CRYBB1, whose product is annotated as crystallin beta B1. Gene Ontology annotation, biological process: lens development in camera-type eye; visual perception. NCBI's taxonomy places the organism in Eukaryota, Metazoa, Chordata, Mammalia, Didelphimorphia, Didelphidae. Gene Ontology annotation, molecular function: structural constituent of eye lens. The record is from RefSeq and is a predicted model, not a curated record.
AUGUCCCAGCCAGCAAAGGCCCCUGCAGUCCCAACCACUGCUGCCCCACAAUCCACAGAGGGGAAGGAAAAAGGGGCACCUGCCUCAGUGCCUGCUCCUGGACCCACUGCAGCUCUGGUUCCUGCCUCUGUUCCCAUUCCCAGCUCCAAGAUUGGGGACCUUCCCAUGGGAGGCUUCAGGCUGGUGGUCUUUGAUCAGGAAAACUUCCAGGGCCGUCGUGUGGAAUUCUCUGGGGAGUGCAUGAAUCUGGGAGACCGUGGCUUCGACCGAGUUCGCAGCAUCAUUGUAAUCUCAGGACCAUGGGUGGCCUUCGAGCAGUCCAGCUUCCGAGGGGAGAUGUUCAUCUUGGAGAAGGGAGAGUAUCCUCGAUGGGACACUUGGUCCUGCAGCUACCGUAGCGACUGCCUCAUGUCCUUCCGGCCCAUCAGGAUGGAUUCUCUGGAUCACAAAAUCUGCCUGUUUGAAAGCACUAACUUCAAGGGCAACAAGAUGGAGAUUCAUGAGGAUGAUGUGCCCAGUCUCUGGUCCUAUGGCUUCUGUGACCGUGUGGGCAGCGUGAAGGUCCCCAGUGGGACAUGGGUUGGAUAUCAAUACCCAGGCUACCGAGGCUACCAGUAUCUGUUUGAGCCAGGCGACUACAAGCACUGGAAUGAGUGGUCUGCCUACCAGCCCCAGAUCCAGUCCGUCCGUCGAAUUAGAGACAUGCAGUGGCACCAGAGAGGCUGCUUCCCCAUUCCCACUAGUCUACCUAAGUGAGAACAUGUCUCCAGCAUCGGGAAAGUGGCCAAAGCCUGAGAGGCGACCACCAAGUACAGAGUUGUCUGUAUGCCUCAGAGUACUGGGCUGCCAAGGUCCCAGCUCUCUUGUCUCUUUCCCCUCCACUUUACCUAAACAUACUCUCGACAAUUUGAAUAAAAGUCUUCCAUC